This is a messenger RNA of Sitodiplosis mosellana (orange wheat blossom midge), 2233 nucleotides long. RefSeq lists its product as uncharacterized. The transcript is spliced from 4 exons. The coding region runs from base 151 to 2094 and encodes 647 amino acids. NCBI's taxonomy places the organism in Eukaryota, Metazoa, Arthropoda, Insecta, Diptera, Cecidomyiidae. The record is from RefSeq and is a predicted model, not a curated record.
ACGGCUUGCAACUAUUACCGAAAGACACGAUCGACUAAAGAGAGUGGAAGACAAACGACUGUUUGCACUGGUUCUUUUUGCAAUUGUUUUGCUGUGGAAAUUGGAUAGCUAUCUUUGAAUUCGUUUUCCAGCGGUUUAUGAAUCGACAAAAUGGUAUCAAAUGUUCGAGAACGCGCAAAGGAGCGCAUGAAGAUUUCGCGAAGAAUUAAUUCAAUGAUGAAAAGAGAUUCACAAUCGAAUUUAAUGACUAAAAAGCUAAGCAAAAAGCUAUUCGCAGCAAAUAUAGAAAAACAACAAUUACAUAAAAAUAAUAUAAGAUCAUGGGCGAUUGAAUACAAUAUUCAAAACAGGGCAUUAUCGGCACUUCUGAAAAUUUUGAUUACAUUCGGUUCAAGAAACCUGCCAAGUGACAGCAGGUCUCUCCUUAGAACUCCACGCUCUAUUCAAAUUGAAAAUACAGCUGGCGGACAAUACUGGUACAACGGAAUCGGAAAUUGUUUGAGAAACGUUUUUGGAAAAUUGAAUUCGAAUAUAACUUUAGAAUUGAAUUUCAACGUCGAUGGCCUACCGUUGUUUAAAAGUUCUCCAGUUACAUUCUGGCCGAUUUUGGCAAAUAUACAUGGAAUGUCCGAUGUCAAGCCUAUGGUAAUAGGUAUCUGGAGUGGAAUUGGGAAACCAAAGGAUUUAACAGAUUUCCUACAGCCUCUUGUGAGCGACAUCGACACUGUAAUUAGAAAUGGUGUUAUGAUCAAUGAGUAUAGAAUUGAUAUAGUCAUUAGAUGCUUCCUGUGCGACUCGCCAGCACGAUCAUUUAUAAAAGGUAUAGCAUAUUUCAACAGCAAAUACGGAUGUCAAAAAUGUUAUUGCAUUGGCGUGUUUGAUAAGAAUGCACGGCGUAUGCAUUUUGCGGAAUUCAACAAACCGAAACGCACGAAUAAUCAGUUCCUCAACAGAUUCCAAAAAGAACACCACCGAGAAGAAUCAAUUCUCCAAGAUUUGAAGAAUCUGAAUGGAGAACCACUGAUUGAUAUGAUCAAACAAUUCCCGACGUCGGAUCCACUUCAUUUAUUAGAAGAAGGCGUAAUGAAAAAAGUGUUGAAUAUUUGGAUGCAUGGGAAAGAUUCAUAUAAGAAGAAGUGGUCAAAAGAGAUACAAGAAAUCCUAAGUGCGCAGAUUUCAAUUUAUAAUAAAGAGCUUCCAAGUGAUAUAAACCGCAAUGUUCGAACUUUGCAGUUCAUAAAAUACUGGAAGGCUACAGAAUUUCGUACUGUGCUAUUAUAUUAUGGAAUGGUCGCCUUUAAAGAUUACUUAGGGGAGCAGGAAUAUAUUCAUUUUUUGAACUUGUGUCUCGCUGUCAGAAUAUAUUCUUGUCGCAGUUAUGUAAACAAAUAUAAAACAAUUGCUCGUAAACUCUGUUUGGUAUAUUGUGAAAAAUUUGGACAAAUUUAUGGAAUCAAUAAUAUUGUAAGCAAUAUCCAUAAUGUUAUUCACAUAUGUGAUGAUGUAGACCAAUUUGGUCCUUUAACAGAAAUAAGUACAUAUCCAUUUGAAAAUUUCUUACGAGAAAUUAAGAUGCGCGUAAAACCAUCAAAUACAAACAUUGAACAAAUCAGUAGAAGGCUUGUCGAAAUGUCUUUGGACAUAUCAGAAAAUAAGAAAAUCGAUAUGAAUGCGAGACAACGGGAAAAGAGUUCCUGGACUCCUGAAUUAAAAUAUCAAUUUAAUUCUUCAAAUCAAUCGACUUUCAAAUUUAUUAGAAUAACACCAAAUGUAUUUUUUUCUGUAAAGAAAAUAGGCGAUAGAUGGUUUUUGACCAAAAGUGGUGAUAUAGUAGAAAUGAAAUACGCAAUUAGAAGCAAAAAUUCAUAUUUUAUUAUAGGAGAACCAAUUAAACGCAAAUAUGAUUUUUUCAUGGAACCAUAUUCUUCACAUAAAACAGAUAUUUUUCUAUGUGAUACGGAAAAAAAUAACGAAAGAAUGUAUCACUAUGGUGAAAUCAAAUCCAAAUUAGUAUGUCUCACUUACAAGGAUCAAUUUGUUUUCAUCCCAUUGAUUCAUUCGAUAGAUGAAUGUUCAGAAUUUUUAUCAAAAUAGUAUUUAAUUAUUUAUUAAAAAAUUAUUGUUCUACCAACCGAGAAAUAUUUUUAGAGUAUUUUUUAUUCGGAUUAAUAUGUGAAAUUUACUAAUAAUCGUACUAUAUACUGUGCAUAAAUUUUGGUAAAAAAUUCCACAA